CUAAUGAAGAAACAAGCCAAGGAGGUGCAAGACCUAGAAUCUAGCAAUAAUCAGAAACUGUUAAUCGAAAAUGAAAAAUACCAGGAGCUGCAAGUGAAAUCUCAGAGGAUGCAGGAGGAAUAUGAGAAACAAUUGCAUGAUUUGGAGGAAAGCAAAAGCAAGGCUCUAGAGGAGCUAACAGAAUAUUAUGAAGAAAAACUUAAUGAGAAAUCUGUUUUGUUGGAAGAGACAGAGGAGACUAUCAGGCAGCAGCUUCACAUAUAUGAAGAAAUUAAGAAACAGAUUGAAGAAGAUGAAGACCGAGAAAUCCAGGAAAUCAAAAUCAAGUAUGAGAGACGACUCCAGGAAGAAAAGGAAUCAAACCUGCGACUGAAAGGAGAAACAGGGAUUAUGAGGAAAAGGUUCAACAGUCUACAGAAAGACAUUGAGGACCGAAACAGUGAGAUUGAGGAAAUGAAACUGGAACAGCAGAAGCUGCAAGGCAUAAUUACCUCGCUGGAGAAGGACAUCUUGGCACUGAAGAGGGAGAUUCAAGAGAGAGAUGACACUAUCCAAGACAAGGAGAAGCGGAUAUAUGAUCUAAAAAAGAAAAAUCAGGAACUGGAAAAGUUCAAGUUUGUACUGGAUUACAAAAUAAAGGAGCUUAAGAACCAAAUACAACCACGUGAAAAUGAAAUCAUGGUAAUGAAGGAGCAGAUCCGUGAGAUGGAGGGGGAACUGGAACGACUCCACAAGCAGAACGCCCGGUUGGAACUGCACAUCACAGAACUGCAACAGAAGUUAAAGGCAACUGACCGUGAGGUGCACAGAGAGAGGCAGAAGGAACAAAAUAUGAAAGCUCUCAUCAAACGAUUUAAAACAGAUCUUCAUAACUGUGUGGGCUACAUUCAGGAUUCCAAAAAACUGAAGGAUAGGAUCUGUGAGCUUUACGCCAAAUACGUCCAUCAAACUGACAUGGUGGAGACUGUAGAAUUAGACACAGAUUUGCAGCAGGAGUACAUCAGACAGCGAGAGUAUCUUGAGAGGAAUUUUGCAACUUUAAAAAAGAAGCUGGUGAAGGAAAGUGAAAUCCACCGAGGUGAUUACGAAAAUGUGAGUCUGAUUAAGGAGAUUAAUGAGUUGCGUCGAGAACUGAAGGUGACCCGCACCCAGGUACAUGACCUCCAGUCAACGCUAGGACUAGCCAAGAAAAAGCAAGUAAUUCAAGACACAGCUCCCUCCAGUGAACUGCUCUCCAGCCCAGCUGUGCUGCGGUUGAAUGCAGAGAAAGAAAGUGAAAAAAUCAUAGAAAUGCAGCAGCUGGAAAUCCAACGACUGCGAGACGAAAUCCAAGAGAAGGGGCAGGUCUUUGCAGUUCAGCCUCUCUCAGAUGGAAAGCUUCCUAUGCUGAAACUGGAAGGAAGCCACAGGACAUAGCCAGAAUGACUUGGUUCAGGAACACCUUACAUUAUUGUGUUCUCCUGGCAAG
Tinamus guttatus (white-throated tinamou) is the source of this 1468-nucleotide messenger RNA. The record is from RefSeq and is a predicted model, not a curated record. NCBI's taxonomy places the organism in Eukaryota, Metazoa, Chordata, Aves, Tinamiformes, Tinamidae.